Molecule: messenger RNA, 1588 nt
Organism: Peromyscus eremicus (cactus mouse)
Lineage: Eukaryota; Metazoa; Chordata; Mammalia; Rodentia; Cricetidae
Gene: Hikeshi
Product: heat shock protein nuclear import factor hikeshi
Exons: 5
Coding region: 203-796 (197 amino acids)
Biological process (GO): protein import into nucleus
Cellular component (GO): nucleus; cytosol
Molecular function (GO): nuclear import signal receptor activity; Hsp70 protein binding
Source: RefSeq, a predicted model, not a curated record
CCUGAGAGGCGUGCAGGUUAGGGAGGGAGGGUCAGAGGUCGCCGGGCCAGAAUGCGUUCCUGUGUUGCUAUGUAGUGGAGGGACACGUUCCCUCCUGCAAAUUCUGGAAGGUUCCUGAGUUCACUUAGGAGAGUGGCUGCGGAAUUCCUGGUCUCCGGCCCGAGGCGCCCGCUGGCGGAGCAGAGGCGCCGAGGGCGCUGCCAUGUUUGGCUGCCUGGUGGCGGGGAGGCUGGUGCAAACAGCUGCACAGCAAGUGGCAGAGGAUAAAUUUGUUUUUGACUUGCCCGAUUAUGAAAAUAUCAACCAUGUUGUGGUUUUUAUGCUGGGAACAGUCCCAUUUCCUGAGGGUAUGGGAGGAUCUGUCUACUUUUCCUAUCCUGACUCAAAUGGGGUGCCAGUUUGGCAGCUCCUGGGAUUUGUCACGAAUGGGAAGCCAAGUGCCAUCUUCAAAAUAUCAGGUCUUAAAUCUGGAGAAGGAAGCCAGCACCCGUUUGGAGCCAUGAAUAUUGUGCGGACCCCAUCUGUUGCUCAGAUUGGCAUUUCGGUGGAAUUGUUGGACAGUCUGGCUCAGCAGACUCCUGUGGGCAGUGCUGCUGUGUCCUCGGUUGACUCAUUCACGCAGUUCACGCAGAAGAUGUUGGACAACUUCUACAAUUUUGCUUCAUCGUUUGCUCUCUCUCAGGCCCAGAUGACACCAAAUCCGUCUGAAAUGUUCAUCCCGGCAAAUGUGGUUCUGAAAUGGUAUGAAAAUUUUCAAAGACGACUAGCACAGAACCCUCUCUUUUGGAAAACAUAACUUGAAUAAAAUAAUUUGUCAUAUCAUUUAAAAGCAUGAAGUCAAAGGGGUCAUGAAGCCUACCUUUCGAAACUGCUUAGUGACUAUGAAACUUACACAAACCCUUAUGAACAUUAGACACUUUGAACAAGGAAAAUGUUCAGUAUUAGUUACCUUUCCCCUUAUAAGUGUGAAAUACUUCUUGGAGGCAAACAUUUUUUAUCGGCUGUCAUUCAUUUCUUAAAAUAAACCCUACUCACAGUAGUAGUAUUUGAAUACCAUUGCAUGGGUACCCUUUUUGUUCGUUCCCACAGUACUUUGCUAGAGUAGGUAACUUGGUUGGUUGGUUUUAAGGGUCUCAUGUGCCCAGGACAGCGAGUAGCUAAGUUAAUCAACAGGCUUGAUCCACCAUGUCCUGCUAGAGUAGUUAACUUUAAGUCAACUAUUUCAUAAUUAGGGAACUUCUGAAAAACAUGUCAAGUAUGUGUUUUAAGAUGAGAAAAUUAGCUUCAGGGAGUUUUUCUUUUCUUUCCUCUUCCUCCUGCCCCCCAGGGUGUGUGUGUGUAUGUGUCUUGGUUUUGAGCAGGGUCUCAAAACUCCCUCUGUAGCUUAAGAAUGUCCUUGAGCUCCUGUUGCCCAGCCCCUGCCUCCUCUGAGUGCUGGCAUUACAGGGAUACACCACCACAUUUGGUUUCAGGGAAUAUUUCUUAAGAUUAGCAAGUUUGUUGUUUUUCAGUCAAGAAAGGUUGGUUGCCAGUUUUUAUAUCUGCAGAUUGAUGUACUUUUUUUAUUUAAUAAAAUUUCUAUGUUUAA